AUGACAUUCAAUCCACUUCCAGAAAUCCGUAACGACUCUUCCAAGGUCCAGCUGGACCGCAUCUCCCAUGUGUUCUUCGACCACCCGGACCUGAACAAAUUCCACACUUUUGCCAUCGACUUCGGUCUCACACCUGUCGAGACCUCCAAUGAGGACCUUCGCCUCUAUCGUGGCUACGGCAAAGACCCAUACUGCUACGUUGCCAGAAGGUCCAAGACCGGUAAACCAGCUUUUGGAGGUGGAGCUUUCCUCGCUCAGACUGAAGCCGAAUUCGACAAGGCCGCUGCCAUUGAAAGUGCCGUCAUCUCAGACUUGUCGGGACUUCCUGGCGGCGGUCGAAUGAUCACCCUGAAGUCGCCGGCUGGGUUUCCUUUUCAUGUCGUGCACGGGAUAGAGGACCGGCAAGGCGAAGGGCCGGUUCCCUCUGCGCAGGUAGAAAGUCUAGGACCUUUGAAUGGCAGUGUCAACAAAAACCGCAAGUUCCAGCGAUUCCAUCCUGGUCCGGCUCUUGUGCACAAGCUAGGCCACUACGGCUUCAUAGUGUCGGAGUGGGAAAAGGAAGUCGACUGGUACACGCGCAAUUUCAACUUCGUUCCUUCUGACGUCCAGUACGCCCCCCAAAACGAAAAUAUGGAUGUUGUCACAUUCAUGCACCUCGAUCUAGGGGAGCGCUACUCGGACCACCACUCUCUGUUUGUGUCCCGCGCGACCCCGGGAGAGGGUGACCGGAUGCACCACGCCUCAUUCGAGGUCGAGGAUUUUGAUACGCAGCUUCUCGGGCACGAAUGGCUGGCUGGAAAGAAUUACACAUCCGUCUGGGGUGUCGGCAGACAUAUUCUGGGAUCUCAGAUCUUUGACUACUGGAGAGACCCCACGGGGUUCACCAUUGAGCAUUAUGCUGAUGGCGAUCUUGUCAAUGUGCACACUGGAACCAAGAGAAGCAUGGCUGGAGCGUUACAUGUUUGGGGCCCUGAGAUGACGGACGAGAUGAUGAAGGACGGCACAAGUCCCACUGCGGCUUGA
Colletotrichum orchidophilum is the source of this 1023-nucleotide messenger RNA. RefSeq lists its product as uncharacterized. Gene Ontology annotation, biological process: L-methylmalonyl-CoA metabolic process. Bases 1 to 1023 code for a protein of 340 amino acids. The record is from RefSeq and is a predicted model, not a curated record. NCBI's taxonomy places the organism in Eukaryota, Fungi, Ascomycota, Sordariomycetes, Glomerellales, Glomerellaceae. The transcript has 2 exons. Gene Ontology annotation, molecular function: methylmalonyl-CoA epimerase activity. Gene Ontology annotation, cellular component: mitochondrion.